Messenger RNA from Anoplopoma fimbria (sablefish), 825 nucleotides. It is a transcript of the gene msx1a, whose product is annotated as muscle segment homeobox 1a. The transcript is spliced from 2 exons. Gene Ontology annotation, molecular function: DNA-binding transcription factor activity, RNA polymerase II-specific; RNA polymerase II transcription regulatory region sequence-specific DNA binding. Bases 1 to 825 code for a protein of 274 amino acids. The record is from RefSeq and is a predicted model, not a curated record. Gene Ontology annotation, biological process: embryonic morphogenesis; regulation of transcription by RNA polymerase II. Gene Ontology annotation, cellular component: nucleus. Lineage: Eukaryota; Metazoa; Chordata; Actinopteri; Perciformes; Anoplopomatidae.
AUGGCCCCAUCGAUCGCCAUGUCAGCUUUGACCGCAGGUUUGAAAACUGAAGAUCUUCCUCCUCGCUCGGUUCUCGGCAGCAGAGACAAGAUGCAGACCAGCCUGAGCUCCACAGAGGAGACCAUGAAGCCCAAAGUUGCUAUUUUACCGUUCAGUGUCGAGGCUCUGAUGGCUGAUAGGAAGCCCAGCAGAGAGGCGGUGUCCCCGGACGUUCCCGGGACGUCCCACCCAAGGAUGGGUUCUUUCGGGAGUCUGGAUACUUCGGGUCCUGCUUUACCCAUGAGCUCCUCGUUUUCUGUGGGCGACAUCAUGAACAUGCCAGACGACGUGUUGAUUAAACCCGAGAGCCCGGACAGUAACGACCGGACUUCAUGGCUGCAGAGUCCUCGCUUUUCUCCCACACCUCCACGCAGGUUGAGUCCUCCUGCUUGUCCUCUGCGGAAACACAAGACCAACAGAAAGCCCCGGACCCCCUUCACCACGUCCCAGCUUCUGGCCCUGGAGAGGAAGUUCCGACAGAAGCAGUACCUGUCCAUCGCCGAGCGGGCAGAGUUCUCCAGCUCCCUCAACCUGACUGAGACCCAGGUCAAAAUCUGGUUCCAGAACCGGAGAGCCAAAGCCAAACGACUGCAGGAGGCAGAACUUGAGAAACUGAAAAUGGCAGCUAAGCCUAUGUUGCCUCCAGCUUUCGGGAUUUCCUUUCCUCUCGGUGCGCACGUCCCGGGGUCAUAUGGGUCGCACCCGUUCCAGAGGCACUCGCUGCCGGUCUCCCCCAUGGGACUGUACGCCGCUCACGUCGGAUACAGCAUGUACCACCUUGCUUGA